Messenger RNA from Oncorhynchus keta (chum salmon), 1961 nucleotides. RefSeq names its product uromodulin-like. The transcript is spliced from 12 exons. The coding region runs from base 1 to 1650 and encodes 549 amino acids. Gene Ontology annotation, biological process: neutrophil migration. NCBI's taxonomy places the organism in Eukaryota, Metazoa, Chordata, Actinopteri, Salmoniformes, Salmonidae. The record is from RefSeq and is a predicted model, not a curated record. Gene Ontology annotation, cellular component: apical plasma membrane; cell surface.
AUGUAUGACACAGAGGAGCGGUCCAUGGAUCACACUCCCAUGCUUCCGGCCUUUUGCUUGGUGGCACCGGUGGGGUGGGAGCUGGACGCGGAUAUUGAGCAGGCAUUACGCACAGAGCCCACUCCUCCCCCAGUGUCCAGCUGGGCGUCUAUCCAGAUCGAGGCUCUUGCAGUUGACGAAUGGUUUAUGUGCUCAGAGGAGACCUGGGACGCCACUCAUGUGCACCUGCAACGGGACAUGAGGCGUCAGAGGCCAGUGGUGGUUGUUCCCAUCCAGGAGUCUGAGGUGCGGAGGUUCCUCCGCCCCUUCUGGACAUCGAGGUGCCCCGGCUUAGUCACUUGCAACUGUAAACCAGGCUUUGUCGGCAACGGCAUCACCUGCUACGACCUCAAGCUCUGCGCUGGCGGCUCCUGCUGUCAUCAAGAACACCCCGGAUCCUUCAACUGCUUGGUGCCUCCUGAAGACGACCUCCACUCCAGUCCUGGUGACUCCCGUUCAGUGCAGUUUCAGUGCGGGGGGAGACGGUGUCCAGUGGGAGAGGACUGUAUCAGUGUUGGUGGAACGUCCCUCUGUGCAGACCCCUGCCUGCACUACACUGUACUGAAUGAUGCCUGGCGUUCCACCACCAACAACGGCAACGUUAAUGGCGAGCAUUGCGACCAGAGCAUCAACUGGCAGGGCUGGUAUCGCCUGUUCCUUGGGGACACCAGUGUUCAGAUGCCAGAGAGGUGUGUGGAAAGGUACAUGUGUGGAACCGCUGCCCCCAUGUGGCUCACAGAACCUCAUCCCCAGCUGUUAGAUGGGGUGGUUCAGAGGGGUGUCUGUGGACACUGGUUCUCAGAAUGCUGCCGUUUUAGAGAAAAUCCCAUCCAUGUUAAAGCCUGCUAUGGAAAUUACUAUGUCUACAAGUUUGUCCCUCCAACACAAUGCAACUUGGCCUACUGUGCAGAUGUCAACACCAAGGUGUGUUCUACAUGUGGAGUAUUUGACGCCUGUGUGAGUGAUGAUAAGAUCAACUGGAGGUGUGAGAGGAAAGCUCUGGAGCUGGUCUGUGGGCCUAACUUCAUACAGGUGGGUCUUCAGAUGGUUAACCUGGAGGCCGGACGCCUGGAUCCUUCCUCUGGUCACCUGGCCGACCCCAGUUGCUCCGCCCACCAGGAGGCUAACGGCACGGUGUGGUACCAGGUGGAGCGAAGGGAGGGACGCUGUGGAAACACUCUGGAGACCAACAGCACCCAUGCUGUCUACUCCAACAGCUUAUUUGUUUACCCAUUAAAUGCAAGAAACGAGUCUCUCUCCCAACCCCUGAGCAUUCCAUUCUCCUGUGCCUAUCCCCUGGAGACAGAGAGCAGCCUGGAUGUGGCCAUCAAACCCUACCUGCUGACGGAGGGUGGAGUUUCAGGUUUAGGUGCCAAGGCCGAAUCCUUCAUGUCUCUGUAUCGAAACGCCAACUUCACAGAGGCGUACCCACCUGGAGAAGUCCUCCUGCCAGUGGGCUCUGCCUUGCACGUGGGCGUGUCUGUGGACGAGACAUACGACCAGUUAGUGGUGGUGCUGGAGAAUUGCUACGCGACUCACACCCCAACUUUGAUGAUCUUAUGCGAUACGUCCUUAUUCAGAACAGGUGCCCUAGCGACCAUCAUCAGGUGAGGGUGGAGGAGAGCGGCUCGUCUCUCAGGGCUCGCUUCUCUGCUCUGCUGUUCCUGUACCAGGGGGACUACCGGGAUGUCUUCCUGCACUGCAGACUCAGCCUGUGUGACCAGAGGAGCUCCUCCUGCACUCCGAACUGUGGUAGAAGAAUAUCCCGCUCUGUCUCCACCUCGGCCUCCCAAAAGCCCCUUACCAUCGGACCAAUCACCUGGACCAAAGGGCCAGAGUGAACCAAACAGCACUGCAAUGGGACAGCAGAGAGCUUCUGUAUCUUAAUGAUUAUUAGAUAAUAAAGUGAAACUUUACUAUUA